Messenger RNA from Colletotrichum destructivum, 1857 nucleotides. Its product is annotated as Putative TauD/TfdA-like domain, gamma-butyrobetaine hydroxylase-like, trimethyllysine dioxygenase. The transcript is spliced from 10 exons. Bases 119 to 1456 code for a protein of 445 amino acids. Gene Ontology annotation, cellular component: mitochondrion. The record is from RefSeq and is a predicted model, not a curated record. Gene Ontology annotation, biological process: carnitine biosynthetic process. Gene Ontology annotation, molecular function: iron ion binding; trimethyllysine dioxygenase activity. Lineage: Eukaryota; Fungi; Ascomycota; Sordariomycetes; Glomerellales; Glomerellaceae.
UCCCGGUCAAACUCUUUCCUUCUCCCCUUGACCAACUUUGCCCUUCCGUCUUACAGAGUUCCCUCCUACAUACGCAUCCCUCCAAAAAUAGCCCAUUGUAAACAACCCCAUUGCAGGAAUGCUUCAUCUGAGGAACAUCGGCUCCCGAGCCGCCAGGCGCGCCACUGCAUUCGGAGCAGCAACUCCACCCCGCAUCAGGGCCUCCUUUCCUUCCGGUCCUGCAAGGCAUCUCUCCGCAUCCGUUGCUUCCCAGUCCCGGCAGUUGAAUGUGAAGAUCGCCACGGACGGUAUUCAAGUUGAUGAUCUGGCCGACGGUUCCCCUGCCCGUAGAUCGACGCUCCCGCACUUUUGGUUAAGAGACAAUUGCCGUUGCAGACAGUGCGUGAAUCAAGACACAUCGCAAAGAAACUUCGACACAUAUUCCAUCAGUGAAGAUGUUCGUCCUUCCGACAUCAAGUCGGAAAAAGAAGGGAUCCGUGUGACUUGGAAGCAAGACGGUCACAAGAGUUUCUAUCCUUGGCACUUCGUCAAGCAUUACCUGCAGAAUGACCACCGCAGCCCGGAGCAAGUAAACUACCACUUUUGGGGCUCCGAUAUUGGCAGCAGACGCCCCGUCGUCGACUACAACCACCUCAUGGCCUCGGAGGAUGAAUCGGGCAUCGCCAAGUUGACCAAUCUCAUCCGCGAGUAUGGCUUUGCUUUUGUCGAUGGGACUCCCUUCGAGACCCCCGAGCCGACCCAGCGUGUUUUGGAAAAGAUCGCCUUCAUCCGUGAGACGCACUACGGUGGCUUCUACGACUUCAUCCCCGACCUCGCCAUGGCCGACACUGCCUACACCAACAUCGCCCUCCCGGCCCACACGGACACUACCUACUUCACGGACCCGGCCGGCCUGCAGGCCUUCCAUAUGCUCUCCCACGAGGCCCCGCCGGGGCAGGAGCCGCCCAAAGACGGCAAGCUGGGAGGAGAGUCGCUGCUCGUCGACGCCUUCCACGCCGCCCGCAUCUUACUGAAAGAGGACCCCAAGGCGUAUGCCAUAUUGUCGAAGGUGCGCCUGCCAUGGCACGCAAGCGGCAACAAAGGCAUCACAAUCUCCCCCGACAGGCGUUACCCCGUGCUCGAGGUCGACCAGGAAACGGGCCAGCUGCAACGGGUGCGGUGGAACAACGACGAUCGUGGGGUUGUGCCCUUCACCGAGGACGUUUCCCCAACCGAGUGGUAUGCGGCAGCCCGCAAGUGGGAUGCCAUCCUCCGGCGGCGUGACGUCGAGUACUGGGUACAGUUGAAGCCUGGUCAAGUUUUGAUUUUUGACAACUGGCGAGUGAUGCACGGCCGAAGUGCUUUCGAGGGGAGAAGACGCAUUGCCGGUGCCUAUAUCAACCGAGAUGAUUUCAUCUCUCGCUGGAGAAACACAAACUUCCCCCGCGAGCAUGUCCUAAACCAGGUUGUGGGCUGAAGAGGAAGGAAAAGACGAGAAGGCGAAGAAGAAGUAUAGGAAAGCAUGACGAGGCGCAUGAGGUAUUGAGUUUUCGCAGAAAGUUGUGUCUGGCGCAUAGCGUGGAAGAGGGUGCAAUGUUACAAAACGAAGGCGGGAAAACAUUGUGUAUUGAAUCGCGCCGUCGUGUUGGCUGGGCUGUCUCUUCUCUGGCGGGACUUGUGCGUGUGUGUGCCUGCAUUCCCCUGUAUCUAAGCGGCUGUAAGUUGAAGCGCGCCAGUCGAGUCGAGGCGGAGAUCGCCCUAAACCCCGGAUGGCCCCGCGAUUCAGGUUUCCCCAGGUCCCUGGCACACUGAGCAUUCCGUGAUAAAAUGUCGUUUCGCAUGUUGGAUAUGGCCCGAUCUGGAGUAAUACCACCCGAG